Molecule: messenger RNA, 3154 nt
Organism: Tarenaya hassleriana
Lineage: Eukaryota; Viridiplantae; Streptophyta; Magnoliopsida; Brassicales; Cleomaceae
Product: protein transport protein SEC23
Exons: 7
Coding region: 306-2960 (884 amino acids)
Biological process (GO): COPII-coated vesicle cargo loading; endoplasmic reticulum to Golgi vesicle-mediated transport; intracellular protein transport
Cellular component (GO): endoplasmic reticulum exit site; COPII vesicle coat
Molecular function (GO): GTPase activator activity; zinc ion binding
Source: RefSeq, a predicted model, not a curated record
UUCCCUGGAAAAAACUGGAGGGGGGAGGAGCCAGAGAUCGUAAGCUAGAAUUCAAGGCGAGUCAAAAAAUUGUCUACAGACUCAACUCUGUCUCCCCAUUUCUCGAUCUUCUCACAUCGAUUAAGAAACUCGGUGACGGGGAGAUAUCAAGUUUCAGUUGAGCAGCAAUUUAGGCGGAGAUCGGGUUUUCCGGCGGCAGGGAUCUGGAUUUCAUGUCUUAGGUAGUGGAUGUGAUCAAGGAAGGGGAGGAAACGAACUGGUGAAAUUUUGGUUAGUAUCUCUUAGAAGCAAAAUUUGGGAUUCCAAUGGCUAAUUCACGGCAGCCCUCGGUCAGGUAUCCGGGUCCUAUGACUCCUAUCUCUCCUUCAGAAGCAGAUAGAGCAUCACCUCAACCGGAUAGAAGUCCGCCUCCUCAUUCUCCUUCCUUAGCAACAUUGGCCACACCUCCUAGGUUUCCUAUGCCGAGUUUCAGACAAGAUCAGAUCCCUUCCCCUUCGAUGAAAACACCGGCUAUGAUGUUGCCUGAUAAUGGUGUCAGAACAGGAAGUCCCCUUCCUCAUCUGAGUACUCCGCCUGGCCCUCCAGUCUUCAACACACCAGUCAGACCAGCUGCUGUUCCUUUCCGUACCUCCCCGGCCACUCCUCAGCCGGUGGCAUACUCAUCUGCCGUAUCUUCUUCUUUGCCUACAUCUUCACCUUCCAAUUAUUCAAACGGUUCAGCCGGAAUGCAGAAUGAGUUUGCAGACGUUAUUCACAUGGAAGAACCAAUGGCUGCAGAAUCACCUUAUGUUUUGUUUUCGGCUCAAAAGGUUUUGAAACAGAAGAAGCUGGCAAAUGUCCCUAGCUUAGGGUUUGGAGCCAUAGUUUCUGCAGGGAGGGAGAUCGGUCCUGGUCCACAGAUCAUCCAACGUGAUCCUCAUCGCUGUCAAAACUGUGGAGCAUAUUCAAAUCCCUAUUGCUCCAUAUUAAUCGGUUCAGGCCAGUGGCAGUGCAUCAUCUGCCAGAAUCUUAAUGGAAGCAAAGGUGAAUAUGUGGCUUCCAGCACGGAGGAAUUGCGAAACUUGCCAGAGCUUUCGUUGCCUCUGGUCGAUUAUGUUCAGACAGGAAACAGAAGACCUGGUUUUGUUCCUGCUACUGAUUCUCGGAUGUCUGCACCCGUCGUUCUAGUUAUUGACGAGUGUUUAGAUGAACCCCACCUCCAGCACUUGCAGAGCUCUUUGCAUGCAUUUGUAGAGUCGCUUCCGCAGACCACAAGACUCGGGAUUGUAUUGUAUGGCCGUACUGUUUCGGUAUAUGAUUUCUCUGAAGAAUCCAUGGCAUCUGCUGAUGUGCUCUCGGGUGCCCAAUCACCAUCUGAAGAGUCAUUGAAAUCUCUGAUUUACGGUACUGGUGUAUACUUGUCGCCAAUGCAUUCAUCGCUAAAGGUAGCUCAUGAGAUAUUCUCGUCCUUAAGACCAUAUAAGUUGGAUGUUCCGGAAGCAUCGAGAGAUAGGUGUCUGGGAACUGCUGUCGAGGUUGCUAUGGCCUUAAUUCAAGGGCCAUCGGCUGAAAUGUCUCGUGGAGUUGUCAGAAGAGCCGGAGGUAACAGUAGAAUCAUCGUAUGCGCUGGUGGACCAUGUACCUAUGGCCCGGGAUCAGUGCCCCAUUCCAUGUCUCAUCCAAAUUAUCCAUACAUGGAAAAGAAAGCCAUGAAAUGGAUGGAGAAUUUCGGGCGUGAGGCCCACAGACAUAAUACCGUAGUCGACAUUUUAUGCGCUGGAACUUGCCCGCUUAGGGUUCCUGUCCUGCAGCCGCUUGCAAAAGCUUCAGGUGGUGUUUUGGUUCUCCAUGAUGAUUUUGGCGAAGCCUUUGGUGUGAACUUGCAGAGAGCAGCAAUUAGGGCAGCGGGUUCUCUAGGUCGGCUGGAGGUACGAUGUUCGGACGAUAUUCUUAUAACCCAAGUAGUGGGACCUGGUGAAGAAGCUCAUCCAGAAACUCAUGAAACAUUCAAGAACGAUGCGGCACUCUGUAUUCAGAUGCUAAGUGUCGAGGAAACGCAAAGCUUCUCUCUCUUGAUGGAGAAUAAGAGGGACCUCAAAAGCGAUCACGUCUUUUUCCAGUUUGCUUUCCAUUAUUCGGAUGUUUAUCAAGCUGAUGUGACUAGGGUUAUUACCUUCAGACUACCCACCGUUGACAGUAUCUCAGCAUAUCUUCAGAGCGUUCAGGACGAAGUUUCUGCGGUUCUUAUCUCCAAGAGAACACUCUUACGAGCGAAAAACCAGAAGGAUGCAAUCGAUAUGCGAGCCACCAUAGACGAAAGAAUAAAAGACAUUGCUCUGAAAUUCGGGUCCCAAGUGCCAAAGUCGAAGCUUUUUCGAUUUCCUAAGGAACUCCCUUUACUUCCGGAACUCCUCUUCCACCUUAGGAGGGGGCCGUUACUAGGAAGCAUCAUUGGGCAUGAAGAUGAAAGAUCUGUGCUUCGGGAUCUGUUUCUGAACGCGUCUUUCGAUCUGUCCCUCCGUAUGGUGGCACCCCGUUGCUUGAUGCACCGAGAAGGAGGCACGUUCGAGGAGCUACCGACAUAUGAUCUCGCCAUGCAAUCCGAUAAGGCAGUUGUUCUGGACCAUGGGACAGAUGUGUUCAUUUGGUUGGGAGCCGAACUUUCGGCUGACGAAGGAAAGAGCGCUGCAGCUUUAGCAGCGUGCAGAACGCUGGCCGAAGAACUAACUGAAUUCCGGUUUCCAGCUCCUCGCAUCCUUGCAUUCAAGGAGGGAAGUUCCCCGGCUAGGUAUUUCGUAUGUCGGCUGAUACCAGCACAUAAAGAUCCUCCUUAUGAGCAGGAGGCGAGAUUUCCGCAGAUAAGAAGGUUGACGGGGGAGCAAAGGACAAAGCUAAAGAGCAGUUUUAUAAACUUUGAUGAUCCCAGCUUCUGCGAAUGGAUCCGCUCUUUGAAAGUGGUUCCUCCCGAACCCCCCAUUUAAUACAAAAAAAAAAAAACAGAGACCGUCACCACUCUCUGCCCUUUUAUUUUUUGUUUGGUACUGUCUCCCUCUUCCUCAUUGAUCCUACAUUUUGCCCUAACUCUCUCUGUAUCUGACAUUUUUUGUUUUCCUGAGCUGAUUCUGUUGUCUAAGAACACAAUAAGGUGGAUCUUUUGUGUACGAUUCUAAUUUCA